GUAAGUGUAGCUGGCCAGAUGAAACAAUAAAAGAAAUAGCUCAAAAGACCUCAAAACAUCAAGUUUCAAUUAUAUUGUGGCUUGAUGCAACGUUUUUGUUUUCAGUAAUGAAUUUAAUGAACAAUUCUGUUGUUGAUAAUCCACAUGUGUGAGACAUGAUUCCGUGAAAAAAUGAGACUACAAGGGCAUUUUCCAUUUUCAUUAUUUUUUAGGCUAAAAAGGAUCAUGGAAGAAACCUGUUUAAAUGCAACUAAAACAGAUGAUGUUAUUUUCCAUUGUCAAGCUACUAAAUCAAAUACACUCAAUCUUAGUUACCGUAAUUUGGUGGUUUUACCGAAAACCGUGUCCAACUUAAAAUCAGUGAGACAUUUGUUGUUAAACUCUUGCAAUUUACUUAUGCCACCUGCAGAGAUUUCAGAAUUAACUUCUCUUCAAGAAUUGCAUAUAGAAAAUAAUAAAUUAACCAUGUUUCCUCAAGGUAUAAGGAAUGCAACUAGUAUAAAUUGUCUGUGCUUUUCUGGAAAUCCUGUCAGUUGUAUUGCAUCAGAAUUACCGUAUUUACCGAGCUUGACAAGACUAUUUAUGAAUGACACUGCAAUUUCUUAUCUUCCGACGGAGCUUUGUCUGUUAAAGAAUCUAGAAUACUUCAGUGCAAGUGGUAACAAUCUCCACAGCGUUCCGAGUGAAUUUUCUUGUCUUACAAAGCUGAAAUGGGUCAGGUUAUCCAGAAACAGUUUAUCAGCAUUACCAAAACAAUUUCAUAAACUGAAGCAGUUGACAUAUUUAGAUCUCUGUGAAAAUAUGUAUUAUGAGAUUCCACUUGUUUUGACAUCAUUGAGGAAUUUAUCAACAUUAUUAUUAAGGAAUAACAAGUUGUCACAUAUCAGUGAUGAAUACAGCAAGUUUUUAUGUCAACUUGGCAAAUUGGAUAUACGAGUUAAUGAUAUUGUUGAUUUACCAGUUGAGGUCAUGUCCUCUGAAGCGUUGUUUAUGGGAAACAAUGUAACAUGACUUGUACUCUUUUUUUGGGUGUAUAUUAUUGAAUUAUUUUUAUAUUUAUAUAAUAAAUAUAUAUAUAUAUAUA
Hydractinia symbiolongicarpus is the source of this 1084-nucleotide messenger RNA. RefSeq names its product leucine-rich repeat and death domain-containing protein 1-like. NCBI's taxonomy places the organism in Eukaryota, Metazoa, Cnidaria, Hydrozoa, Anthoathecata, Hydractiniidae. Gene Ontology annotation, molecular function: protein binding. The transcript has a single exon. Bases 172 to 1011 code for a protein of 279 amino acids. The record is from RefSeq and is a predicted model, not a curated record.